GGCCCCUCUCAACCCAUGCAACAUCUCCCUCCACCCUCCCCUCGACCAUUUACCUCUCCCACAUACCUUGCGGCAAUCCUGCUUGAAGAAUUUUCCAUCUCUCUCACGUCCAGGAAGCUGACGAGACUAGUCCGUAAAGCCCCUAGUCAUCUAUGGCCACCACUAUUACUGUUUCGAAGCCCCUCUCUCUGACCACCCAUUGCAACGCAGAGACGCUGGUUUCUCGACUCUCGAACCCAUGAGACUGAAUUUGUUCUAUCCGUUAUGCUCAGACACAUCCAUCCGGAUCUAGUUGUCAGGCCAUCACAUCCUGUUCCCCAUGCAUAAACGUGAUGUUCUGAAUGUUUUGUGACAUUACCUCCCAUCCUCCUUCUCCUUGGCAGAAAGUUUCCUCGUUUCUUCCUCUCUGCUCUGAACACCUCUUCUCUUGGAUUUCUCUUGUCUUUUCUUUUGGGAUCUCUGCAAAGUGAAGCCAUCCAACUUUCGAUACUAAUUCGCUGUUUUUUUGGGGGACAGCCAUCGGUGCAGGCAUUGAUUACAUACAGGCUUUUAUCGUUUUUUUACGUUCAUUCAAAUAAUUUUCUUUCGUUUUUUACGAUUACUUUCUUUUGGGAACUUCUGUCUAUUCAGCAGGUCCUGAAUCAUAUUACCCUUUAAUACUACAACGAUACCCACGCGUAAUUUGGAAGGGAAGGAAGACGGGAAGAAAAUUUUCUAAAAAAGACCUCCAAAAAUUACGAUUCCAGGUCGCAACGUUUAAGAUGUCUGAAAAGGCUUAUGAUAGAAUGAGUACGGGGUCGGUGAGGGUUUCGGAGAGAUCAAGAUGGCCACCCUUGACAAGAAUGUUGAUGUCUGGUGAGAUGACGGCGGAAAUGCCGAGGGAAUUGACGAUGAGGGAGAAAUUCGACAGAUGGAUGGUUAACGAGGGAUAUCGACGAUUUUUCGUCUUCGUUUUCGCUUUACUCCAUGUCAUGGUUUUCACAUUCGGAUUUUUGAAUUAUCAGCUCAAGGAUAGUUUCGGUAUUGCACGAAGUACAUUUACCGUCACCUAUGCGAUUGCUAGAUCCGCUGCUUUGACGCUACAUUUCGAUGUGGCUAUGAUUUUGUUCCCGGUUUGUCGUACUUUGAUCUCUUUGGCACGUCAAACUCCUUUGAACGGCAUUGUACAAUUCGAUAAGAAUAUUACUUUCCAUAUGCUCACAGCUUGGUCUAUUGUAUUCUUCUCUUGGGUACACACCAUUGCGCAUUGGAACAACUUUGCUCAAAUUUCAGCAAAGAAUAAUCUCGGUUUUGGUGGUUUCCUCCUUGCCAACUUUGUUAGUGGACCCGGAUGGACUGGAUAUGUUAUGUUGAUUGCUCUCAUGGCUAUGGCUAUUACUUCAUACGAAAAGUAUCGCCGGGCAAACUUCGAACGUUUCUGGUAUACCCAUCACUUUUUCGUCAUCUUCUUUGUAUUCUGGUCCGUCCACGGAGCUUUCUGUAUGAUUCAACCAGAUACCGCACCUUACUGUGUCAGUGUUGGUACAUCGGCUAUUGGUGUCUUCUGGCAAUACUGGAUGUAUGGUGGUUACAUUUACCUCGCUGAACGUAUUGCACGUGAAAUCCGCGGGAAGCAUAAGACCUAUGUUUCGAAAGUUGUUCAACACCCUUCCAACGUUUGCGAAAUUCAAAUCAAGAAAGAGAAUACAAAGACAAGAGCCGGGCAAUAUAUCUUUUUCUGUUGUCCCGAGGUCUCGAUUUAUCAAUAUCAUCCUUUCACUCUCACAUCGGCCCCCGAAGAAGAUUAUAUUUCUAUUCACAUCAGAAUGGUAGGAGAUUUUACUAGAGCUGUUGGAAAAGCCCUUGGAUGUGAAUUCGAUAAGCCAAAGGAUGGCAAGGGAGGAUCUCAAGUUGUUGGUGUUAAUCAAGGCUCACCCGGAUCUGAUGGAGCUGAUUCGGCUAUUCGUCGCAUCUUACCCCGUGUCUACGUUGACGGCCCAUUCGGUUCCGCCUCUGAGGAUGUUUUCAAAUUCGAAGUCGCUAUGCUUUGUGGUGCCGGUAUUGGUGUUACUCCCUUCGCCUCGAUUCUUAAAUCCAUCUGGUACCGCAUGAACUAUCCUCAAAAGAAGACGCGUCUCGGAAAAGUUUAUUUCUUCUGGAUUUGUCGUGAUUUCGGUUCUUUCGAAUGGUUCCGUUCGCUUUUAUUGGCAAUCGAAGCUCAGGAUAUGGACAACAGGAUUGAGAUUCACACGUAUUUGACGGCUAAGAUUAAGGUGGAUGAUGCGACGAACAUCAUGAUUAAUGAUGCCAAUGCGGAUCGUGAUGCAAUUACGGGUUUGAGAGCACCAACCAACUUUGGAAGACCUAAUUGGGAUAUGAUUUUCAAGAGUGUGAGAAAGAUUCACAGUCCCAGUGAAGCGGGUGUGUUCUUCUGUGGUCCAAAAGUGUUGGGUAGUCAGUUGCAUAUCAAGUGUAAUAUGUAUAGUGAGCCUGGAUUCAAUUUCUGCUGGGGCAAAGAAAAUUUCUAAUUGUUACGACAACUUCACGUGCCACUGGGUACGAUUCAAAGGGCAGCUGCAUGCAUUACGAAGCAGCUUGGCUUCGUUUAUUUGACAUCCAUCUUAUAUCCAUAGAUGCAUAGAUAUACCAUUUUUCAUUCAUUUCUGAAAUACCCUCCUUUUUGAGCUAUUUUCUUUCCUUUACGGGUUGUGUGUGAUGGGUUUGGGUUUGAUUUGCAUUGGAGAUGGAAAGGAAGGUGGAGGAGGAGAAGGGAGAGGAUAUGUUUAUUAGAUUGGUUGGUUCAUGAGAAACAUGGAUGGAUGAAUGGACGAUGAUGCGCAGGGCGCAAGAUACCAAACAAUGGAUGAGGAAUAUAUUAUAAUAUAUUUUGAUUGACAUUGAUAUGGCUGUUGUUUUUAUGCAUAGUAUUAGGAUAUAGAGAUGGCAAAGGAUUUAUUUGUAUUAAUAGUAAAAAAUUAUGAUUGCUUUUUUAUAGAGAUGAAGAUUUGAGAUUUGGAUUUUUGAGAUUUCGAGGAGGGAAGUUUAUCAUUUGUUAGUUUACAUAGUUGAUUGUGGGUGGUGAUUUGAAUUAUGGAAAGAUUGA
Botrytis cinerea B05.10 is the source of this 3082-nucleotide messenger RNA. RefSeq names its product BcnoxB (gene BcnoxB). The transcript is spliced from 4 exons. The record is from RefSeq and is a predicted model, not a curated record. Bases 762 to 2507 code for a protein of 581 amino acids. Lineage: Eukaryota; Fungi; Ascomycota; Leotiomycetes; Helotiales; Sclerotiniaceae. Gene Ontology annotation, molecular function: superoxide-generating NAD(P)H oxidase activity. Gene Ontology annotation, cellular component: plasma membrane; NADPH oxidase complex. Gene Ontology annotation, biological process: defense response; superoxide anion generation.